This is a messenger RNA of Erinaceus europaeus (western European hedgehog), 2041 nucleotides long. RefSeq names its product paired like homeodomain 1 (gene PITX1). Lineage: Eukaryota; Metazoa; Chordata; Mammalia; Eulipotyphla; Erinaceidae. Gene Ontology annotation, molecular function: RNA polymerase II cis-regulatory region sequence-specific DNA binding; DNA-binding transcription factor activity, RNA polymerase II-specific. The transcript has 4 exons. The coding region runs from base 209 to 1150 and encodes 313 amino acids. The record is from RefSeq and is a predicted model, not a curated record. Gene Ontology annotation, cellular component: nucleus. Gene Ontology annotation, biological process: anatomical structure morphogenesis; regulation of transcription by RNA polymerase II.
CUUGGAGGCGCCCGCUCAGCGCGCUCCUGCGCCGCGGACCUUAGCUUCUCCUGGGCUGCGCCCGCUGGGGCUGAGGGACCUAGGGGGGACCCAGACAGGAGUGGGUGCUGGGCGAAACGAGCCAUUGAGGAUUCGGUCGUAGCCAGGGCGGCCGGGCGGGGUGCGCCCAGCUCCGGCCCCUGGAACGCCCAGCGCGGUUCCCGCCUCCAUGGACGCCUUCAAGGGGGGCAUGAGCCUGGAGCGUCUGCCCGAGGGGCUCCGGCCGCCGCCGCCGCCUCACGACAUGGGGCCAGCCUUUCACCUGGCCCGUGCCGCCGACCCCCGCGAGCCGCUGGAGAACUCUGCCAGCGAGUCGUCCGACACGGAGCAGCCAGAGAAGGAGCGCGGCGGGGAAUCCAAGGGCCCUGAGGACAGCGGUGCGGGAGGCGCCGGUUGCGGUGGCACUGAGGACCCCGCCAAGAAGAAAAAACAGAGGCGGCAACGCACGCACUUCACGAGCCAGCAGCUGCAGGAGCUGGAGGCCACGUUCCAAAGGAACCGCUACCCCGACAUGAGCAUGCGGGAGGAGAUCGCGGUGUGGACCAACCUCACGGAACCUCGAGUGAGGGUCUGGUUCAAGAACCGGCGCGCCAAGUGGCGGAAGCGCGAGCGUAACCAGCAGCUGGACCUGUGCAAGGGCGGCUACGUGCCGCAGUUCAGCGGCCUGGUGCAGCCCUACGAGGACGUGUACGCCGCCGGCUACUCCUACAACAACUGGGCAGCCAAGAGCUUGGCGCCCGCGCCGCUCUCCACCAAGAGCUUCACCUUCUUCAACUCCAUGAGUCCGCUGUCGUCGCAGUCCAUGUUCUCUGCCCCCAGCUCCAUCUCCUCCAUGACCAUGCCGUCGAGCAUGGGCCCAGGCGCCGUGCCUGGCAUGCCCAACUCGGGCCUCAACAACAUCAACAACCUCACCGGCUCCUCGCUCAACUCGGCCAUGUCGCCGGGCGCCUGCCCCUACGGCACCCCCGCUUCGCCCUACAGCGUCUACCGGGACACGUGCAACUCGAGCCUGGCCAGCCUGCGGCUCAAGUCCAAGCAGCACUCUUCAUUCGGCUACGGCGGGCUGCAGGGCCCGGCCUCGGGCCUCAACGCGUGCCAGUACAACAGCUGACCGCCCAGCGGGCCGCAGGCCGGAGCGCGGGACCUCCCUGCCGCCUCCACUCCCCACUCCCCACCUCCGGGUUGGUUUUGUGUUUGCUUUUUCCGGACCCCACUCUGCCCUCCAAAACAAGACGAAACAAAAGCUGUCGGAUAAAAAGUGCCGCGAAAAGAAACGGAUAAGUUGCAAUGUCCCUCGAGGUGGCGCGGGUGGUGCGUGCGCGGCCCCUGAGGCCGGGUGGACCACUGCACGGUGCAGUGCAGUGCAGUGCAGUGCGGGGAGCGAGCGCCACUGCCGGGAAGCCCGGGAGGCCGGGGGAGGACGCCCGCAGAGCCCGCCCACCCGCCUGCAGCGCCGGCCCGAGACUGAUCGGCCUCACCCCGCCAACCGGACGAGCCCACCGGCCGAGCGCACCUUAGCUCAAAGCGGAUCCGAGUUGGAGCGAACGUUCGGCCGGGCUGGACCGCUCAGCCCGGAAUCGGGGUUUUGCCAUGCGGCGACCCCCUACCCCGUGCACCCCAAAGAGUCCUCGCCCAGCUCGCGCCUCCGGAGCCCAGCAGAAGACCAUCGAACCGCAACUGGCGGUGCGGAUGUGGCGGGGUGUUGGGAAGGGCUAGUCUCCCCAGCCUGCCGCAGGCUCAGGCCUUCUUCUCGGUUCCCGGGAUGGGGGAGGGGGGAGGAGGAAUGUCCCGGCGGAAGUGCCCCUUCUCACCGCCCACCGUGCCAGAGUCGAGCCGGGAGAGCUCGGGCCGGGCCCCCGCGCCGCGCCCACUUUGCACACCCGCUUCCCGGCCCGCGCCCCUGUUUACAGCGUCCCUGUGUAUGUCGGACUGACUGUAUAGAAUUAUAAAUCUGUCUAUAUCGACUUGUCCAUGUACGUCUAUUAAAACCAUAGUACGAGCG